AUGUUCUUUGUGUUCAUCUUUUGCAUGACUCAAUAUUAAAAUAAUUUAAGUGAACAAAUUUGGGAAACAAAGGUACUGAUAUUCCUGAUUAUUUCAGGGUUUGUUAAAUAUGAUUCCUCUAGAGAUUAUAGCCAAGUACUAACAUCUGAAGGAACAAUUUGUUGGAGGAGAAAUUCUGAAAGCUGUUUAAUGA
Messenger RNA from Paramecium sonneborni, 193 nucleotides. The record is from the annotation of a GenBank genome assembly. Lineage: Eukaryota; Ciliophora; Oligohymenophorea; Peniculida; Parameciidae.